Molecule: messenger RNA, 573 nt
Organism: Mesorhabditis belari
Lineage: Eukaryota; Metazoa; Nematoda; Chromadorea; Rhabditida; Rhabditidae
Source: the annotation of a GenBank genome assembly
AUGGGGAAUUCACAUUCGAAUGGGACAAAUCUGAUGAGCUCUGAUAUCGAGCGAUUGAUGAGAGAAACUGGAUUCUCUCGUGAUCAACUCAAACAUCUUUAUGUUCGUUUUUGUUACAUCGACAAAAAGGGUCGAGGAUAUUUGACGCCAGAAGAUUUCACUGCAAUUUCUGAAUUGACACUAAACCCGCUUGGAGCAAGGAUUGUUGGCACGCUUUUCACUCAUGCCGGCUGUGAAGAGCCAAAAAUGGUUUUUCGUCAAUUCGUGCACGUUCUCUCAACUUUUCGCCCAAUCGACAACCAUUCGAGAACACUCGUCAAUGCAAAGAUCCAAAAGAUGAGAUUUGCUUUUGAAAUCUGUGAUGUUGAUGGGAAUGGGUAUAUCACGAGGAACGAUUUUCGAAAGACAUUGGCAAAAGUGCUUGGGACAAAGAUACCGAUUGAUCGAAUUGAUCAAAUCUUUGACUUGUCAAUCUCUGAAUCCGACGGUGAUCAAGAUGAGAAAAUCUCGUUUAACGAAUUUUGCAAAGCAAUGGAUAAUGUGGAGGUGGUGAAGAGGAUGAGUAUCUACCUA